AUGGCUCCUGUGCAAGUUGUCAACGUUUCCCUCCCCUCCUUGCCCUCUGGCUGGAGUGCGGACAAGGACUUCAAGGCUGUCGGUGCCCUGUCCGCUGCUGCCCAGCGCAACAUCGAGCCUGUUGGCCCGCACUUCCUGGCUCACGCCCGCAGGAAGCGCCACAACCGCACUUUCUCCGAGGAUGAGCGCAUUCAGGCCAAGCAGAACGUCAAGAAGACUGAGGAUGAGGAGGAUAUGGAGAUCUCCGAGGACGAGGACCCCAUGAUGCUUACUCGUGAGGCCAAGGACUGGAAGGCUCAGGACCACUACGCUGUUCUCGGUCUGUCCAAGUACCGCUGGCGUGCGACCCCGGAGCAGAUCAAGAAGGCCCACCGCAAGAAGGUCCUCCGCCACCACCCCGACAAGAAGGCCGCCAUGGGCCUGCGCGACGAGAACGACAGCUUCUUCAAGUGUAUCCAGAAGGCCACCGACCUGCUUCUGGACCCUGUCCGCCGCCGCCAGUUCGACUCCGUCGACGAGGCUGCCGAUGUUGAGCCCCCGACCAAGAAGGACAUCCAGAAGCGCAAUUUCUACAAGUGCUGGGGACCCGUUUUUGUCGCCGAGGGCCGUUUCUCCGUGAGACAGCCCGUCCCUGUUCUCGGCAACGAGGACAGCACCCAGGAGGAGGUCGAGACCUUCUACAACUUCUGGUAUAACAUUGACAGCUGGCGCACGUUCGAGUACCUUGACGAGGACGUUCCCGAUGAUGGCGAGAGCCGUGACCAGAAGCGUCAUGUUGAGAAGAAGAACGCCAACGCCCGCCGUAAGCGCAAGACCGAGGACACCACCCGUCUGCGCGGCCUGGUUGACGAGUGUCUGGCUGGCGACGAGCGUAUCAAGAAGUUCCGCCAGCAGGCCCGUGCCGGCAAGGAUGCCAAGCGCAAGGCCAAGGAGGACGAGGCCAAGCGUCUGCAGGAAGAGAAGGAGCGCGCCAAGGCUGAGGAGGAGCAGCGCAAGAAGGAUGCAGAGGAGGCUGCUAAGAACGAACGCGAGAAGAACAAGAAGGCCAAGGAGGCCGCUAAGAACGCCGCUAAGAAGAACAAGCGUGUUCUGAAGGGUUCCGUCAAGGACGUUAACUACUUCGCUGACGGCGAGGCCUCCGCUGCCCAGGUCGACUCCGUCCUGACUGACGUCGACGUCAUCAUGGGCAAGAUUGACACUGACGAGCUCGCUGCUCUGGCUGAGCGUCUGACCAUCGCUGGCAAGGACGGCGCUGCUGUCAAGGCUGCUUACGCUGCUGAGACCAAGCGUCUGGUUGACGCUGGCAAGCUGAAGGACGGCGAGGUCAAGGCCUUUGCUUAG
Molecule: messenger RNA, 1341 nt
Organism: Penicillium macrosclerotiorum
Lineage: Eukaryota; Fungi; Ascomycota; Eurotiomycetes; Eurotiales; Aspergillaceae
Product: putative ribosome associated DnaJ chaperone Zuotin
Exons: 3
Coding region: 1-1341 (446 amino acids)
Biological process (GO): regulation of translational fidelity; 'de novo' cotranslational protein folding
Cellular component (GO): cytosol
Molecular function (GO): ribosome binding; Hsp70 protein binding
Source: RefSeq, a predicted model, not a curated record